AUGGAGGUGCCUUCGAAAGCAAAGCCGCGCUGGACAGGUCGUGACUCGAUUUGCCUAGGCCUUGCAGUCUUCGUGGUCAUCAAUGUGAUAAUGUGCCUCUGGGUAGCGGCGAUUUCAAUGUCAACGGCGCGACGCCAAGCUACCUCAGUCUUCUUUGAAUUGGAGAAAGCUUCAGUCAUCGAGUUCAAUCUCCGCCUGCAAACGAAAAUGAGUUCCAUGCCGGUCAAUGUGACCGGGAGAUUACAACCUCGUCACUCCGAGUGCUCACGCAGACUUCAUUUCGAUGGACGGAUGAUAGUGACGACUUCAAAUACAAGCGAGAUGUUCGUACUGAUGAACCACCGAGGAUAUCGCCGUCAACUUAAUGCAAGCGACGUGAAUGCAACUUGUUUAACGACUCAGGACAUUCCACCGCUUCACACAUUAGCCGACACCGUCUACAGUGCAUUUCGACCAUUAGUCUACGAUGCGUUCAAAGUCGAUUGCAAACCGCUGCAGGUCACAUUCUACGACAUGCCGUUCGUCGUGUGUGCGGAAGAUUGGCUUCGGGCAAGGUUGGCUGCCAAGAACUUGACCCAUUCCACGAAAAAUAAUCAACAGACUAGCCACGACCCCGUGUUGAUCAUUCAUGGCAAGAAGUCCGAGCUAGAGCUCACCGUCUUGUCCAACAGCAUCCCGUUUGAUGCCGAGCAACCUUUUAAACAUUUGGAUUACUGCGAGUAUCUUGACGCACCGAUGACUUCAGGCGAGUCCUGCGUAGUCCAAACAAUACCAGGUCCCGACGUAUGA
Molecule: messenger RNA, 789 nt
Organism: Peronospora farinosa
Lineage: Eukaryota; Oomycota; Peronosporomycetes; Peronosporales; Peronosporaceae
Source: the annotation of a GenBank genome assembly